GUAUGUAUAAGCCUUUUUGGCUAGUUUGAGAAGUGAGUUAAGAGUACCAGACGCAGAAAAUUCAAAGGGGGCGUUCGCAUACAUUAGUAGACUUUGCCAAGACUUACCAAGAAGCUACUUGGUUCCGUUUCACAUCAACUCACAAAACCCAAAUAUUGUUGCACCCAAAACCCACGUAUUUAUUUUCAUUUCUAUUUCUUCAAAGGCCACACUACUCUCUCUUUUUUUUUUUUUUCCAGCAAGAAGCCAUUUUCCGGCAAGAAGCCAAGAACAACUACUGGUCUUUCAUUCCCUGAGCCACCUGAGUUUUGCAGGCCUUGAAGCGGCUUUGUUUAAACACUUGUAGACAUUUGACCUUGAAAACGUGGUCGCUGGUGUAUCACAGUUAUGAGUUGUUUAUCCUUCAUACUCGGUAGAAAGGACUCAUCAAGAAAACUUGGGUUUGAAGUUGAUGACGAACUUUCUGGCAUUCAUGAUGUUAAACUAUACACGUAUAGAGAGUUGAAGUUGGUGACUGAAGAUUUUGAUAUAGCGAAUAAAAUCGGGGAAGGUGGUUUUGGUUCUGUCUAUAAGGGACGACUUAAAGAUGGAAAUCUUGCUGCUAUAAAAGUUCUUUCAGCUGAAUCAAGACAAGGGGUGAAGGAGUUUUUGACUGAGAUAGAUGUGAUCUCAAAAAUAGAGCAUGAAAAUCUAGUUAAGCUCUAUGGCUGUUGUAUAGAAGGGGACCAGAGAAUUUUGGUCUACAACUACCUCGAGAAUAAUAGUCUUGCACAAACUCUUCUUGGUGGAGGUUUCAGUAAUAUCCAGUUUAAUUGGCGAACACGGCGUGGAAUAUGUAUCGGAAUUGCAUGUGGGCUUGCGUUCCUUCAUGAGGAUGUACGUCCACAUAUUAUUCACAGGGAUAUCAAAGCCAGCAAUAUUCUCCUUGAUAAAGACCUAAUGCCUAAAAUUUCAGAUUUUGGCCUUGCAAAACUUAUCCCGGCCAACGUGACUCAUGUUAGCACACGAGUGGCAGGAACAAUAGGUUAUCUGGCGCCAGAAUACGCAAUACGAGGGCAAUUGACGAGGAAAGCAGAUGUUUAUAGUUUUGGGGUACUCCUUGUGGAAAUAGUCAGUGGCAGAUGCAAUACUAAUACACUACUACCCAUUGAGGAACAGUAUCUGCUUGAAAGGACAUGGAAUCUCUAUGAACGCAGGGAGCUGGUUGGUCUGGUAGACACAGCAUUGAACGGGGAUUUUGAUGCUGAGGAGGCUUGUAGAUUCUUAAAGAUUGGUCUUCUCUGCACACAAGACACUCCGAAGCUCAGACCAUCCAUGUCAACUGUGGUGAAGAUGCUAAAGGGUCAGAAGGAAAUCGACGAUACUAAGAUAACAAAGCCAGGCUUGAUAUCUGAUUUCAUGGAUCUCAAAAUACGAAGCCAACCGAAUGGUAAGAAGCCUAGUGAAAAGACCACUGCUUCGUCCUACAAUGAGUCCUCUGGUUCAGACAACCCGGACAAUUCAAACCUGUCAUCAGAAACCUCAGCUGCUGCUACUUCCACUUUCAUCACAAACUUGUCGUUUGAAACCAUGCCUCCGGGUACUACAACCUUCAGCUUCAAAACCAUAUGAACUGAGCGGUUACAGAAUGUGUCGAUUUGAUUUAUUCUUAUAUAUAGGGUUUUGCGGCUUCUUGUAAAUUGUAUAAUUAUGUUUCUUUUUUCCUCUUUUUUUUUCUUUUUUCUUUCCAUACUACACCUUCCUAGCUGGAGGUACUCCAAUGUAAAUGGAUCAUACUUGGUAAUUCAGAGAAAUUUUUCCUGGCUUCAAUGUC
This is a messenger RNA of Rosa chinensis, 1813 nucleotides long. RefSeq names its product cold-responsive protein kinase 1. The record is from RefSeq and is a predicted model, not a curated record. Lineage: Eukaryota; Viridiplantae; Streptophyta; Magnoliopsida; Rosales; Rosaceae. Gene Ontology annotation, molecular function: protein kinase activity; ATP binding. Bases 388 to 1611 code for a protein of 407 amino acids. Gene Ontology annotation, biological process: protein phosphorylation. The transcript has 7 exons.